AUGGAGGCACCGAGCGCCUGGGAGUGUCUCACCGCCCCCUCGCCCACCACCACCACUACCACCACUCUGCGCCUCAGCAGAAAGUGCCUCCAGCAGCUGCCCCACAACGUCUAUCAGGCCCGAGGGUUGGAGAAUUUGUAUCUGGAAGGCAAUGUUCUCGCGAGCCUUCCUGAAAACUUAUUUUAUCAGUUACCAAACCUUAUCUGGUUAGACCUGAGGAACAACAAGCUCACAAGUCUCCCAUCUUCAAUUGGAGACCACAGGUGCUUGAGAACUCUGCUCCUUGAGGGGAAUCCUAUCCGAAAGUUGCCAGUAGAGCUUGGUAAUCUUACUUCACUGAAGGCAAUCAAUCUUAGAAACUGUCCAAUCGAGUUUCCUCCAGACAAUGUUCUGCAUCAAGGAUUAUCUGCUAUUCUAGAAUUCCUCCGAAAAAUAGUGAAAGAUAAUCAGAUUGAACAGAUUGAACCUUCUCUUCAGGAUACAGGACUUCCCACGGCACUUCAGAAAGAGGCACAGCUCAUCAUUGAAAAGUACAGGAAAAGUUUACCUAGGAAAUCUGUCAGUGAAAUCUGGAAAAACAUAAUCAGCAAGAUUCCCACAAUAGAAAAACUAAACUUGACUGAACGAUCCCAAUCAAGUUUAGAUUUCUCUAAUGUGGAAGAACAGCAACAAUUUGAAAAACUAAGACGUGAACUACAACAAGAUGAAGAAAGGAACUUUUUUACCCACCCUAUCAAUCAGAGUAGAAAAAUAUGGACUUCAGGUUCCCAACAGCACACCUAUACCAUUCCUAGAAAGAAGAGACCUUACCUAACAGGAAUGCUUCCUGAAUUACCAGCUUAUGAAGUAUACAUUCACGCAAAACAAAUGGAGGAACAAAGACUGGCUGCAAUAAGAGAAUUCAAAAUAAGUCAGGAAAUCAUUGAACAGAGGAGAAAAGACCUUAAAGCAUUAAAGGAUUGGAGAGAAAAGGCAAGUUCAAUGCAGGAAAAGAAAUUGAUGGAGAGAAGGGAAGGAAAUAUAUUAUUCAAGAAUGAGGUACUAAAGAAUGCACCAUUUGCUACAGAUCCAGACUUCUAUCCUGUAACAAGAAAUGAGCUUCAAAGCAAACAAGAACGUAGGAAAAGAGUUGUAAAUGUGCCAUCACUAAAGGAAGAAGAAACAAAAGAUAAACAGCUAGAACUGCAGAUCCAACAACAUAUCAGAAUGAUGUGGGAGAGAAGAAGAAAACAGAAGAAAACAGUUCAAGAGGAACUAGAGGUUGCAAAAAGAGAUCUAGAAAUUGCUGAAAAGUUCCGGUCUGAACUUGCUGAAAGAAAAAACAGGAUUCCUCCUAUAGAUUAUGCUUUCACUGCAUUUAGUAGAGAACCAUUAUCAAACAGUUAAACCACGAUCAGGAUCCAAAAUGUUGUUUCAUUAAUGAAAUUUUAAUAUACUAUCAACUUUAUGAAGAUUUGCUUCCUUUUUUAAUGGGACUGCAAUAUUUGAGAACAAUCAUUUAAAAGCUAGAACUUAUUUUUUUCUUCAAUCAAAUAACAUUUUCAUAAAACCGAAGCUUUACAUGCUACAGGUAUUAUAAAAUGUAUGGUAUUGGUAUCCUUCCAUAAAAAUAAACAUAAUCGGCUAGUAAACUAUUUUCCAUAUCUUUAUAAAAAGGUAAGUCAGUCGUUUAACUGACUAGAUCCAAUAUAGCUUGCUUUGGUCUGUACUACUACAUUUGUCAAAUGCUAUAUAAAUACCAGUUGUGGUUGUCAAAUGGUUAAUCAGUGAGAAAGGAAUAUAUUUUAUUGUUCAGCCUCAUCAGAAUUUAGAAUAGGAACAUGUUGAUUUCUGACUGCUUAUCUGUAGUUUGGAAAAGGGUUCAGCUACAUUUAAUGAAUGCAUUAUUUUUCUAAUCCUAAGUAAAUUUAACUCAGAGAAAUUGUAAUUUAAAAUGAAUAUUGAUAAUCGGAAGUAGUUAUUACUUUUUCUUUAAUUUUCUCCAGGUAGAGAUGAUUCAUUCUGGGGUACUGUUAUACAUGCAGUACAGCUCUUGGGUGCUUUGCUCAAUUAGACAUUCUUCAAAUGGUACGCUGUGAUGGCAUCACAGCCAAACCCAAUCCUCAUGCAACACCCAUAUACAGUACACUAAAAUCCUGCCUAGCCAGACCAAUGCAUGGGGGAGAUCUGGCCCAGUGAGCCGGAAUUUCCAGCUAAGUGUAAAUACAAUGUUGGGCUGGCACUUAACCGGCUUUUUUCAGUGCAGAAAAAUGCUGAAAAACCAUACUGAUACAUACACACAUUCACACACACACACAUAUUAUCUGAAAAUGCUGAAGCAACUUUUUAAUUUGUUUUCUCAAAAAGGCAAAAGCUAAUUGAAUUUAAAACACAUGGCAAUUUAAAAUCUGUAGAAACUGACAUUUGUUUUAGUGACUAUUUUUGCACCUAAUUUCUCAAUGUGAACAAACUGAUGCCUGAGUUGCUAAUUAGGUAAUACAUUACUACUCCAUGCUGAAAUUAGGUGCCUAAAAGGUAAAGUAAAGGUAACAUGUUUAUUUGCACACAGUCAACCCUGUUUUACAUCAACAGUUUGGCUCAUUAAUUUGAGAUAAUUGAGAAUCUCAUUAGGUAUUUAUAACCAGGCCUGUUUUCAUUCCACAGACACAUACAUCCCAGGUUUAGUGUCACCUAACCAUGACAUCCUGAUUUACUGUACUGUGUUUUUAUGAUAUUCUUUCGACCCUGGUGAUGGCCUGCACUAUGUGCUUUAACCCUUCGCCUAGUUUUCUCAAUUUAAAAUAAUUGAAGUUGAAUAUUCAGCCUAUAAAUACCGAAUAUUUAAACACAGUGAUCCAAUUUAUAUCAUUGAAAUGUCACUGCAUGCUAUUAUAUCCUGUUACAAAUAUCUUUUCAUCCGUCUUUCUAAUGGGAUUUUUAAAACCAACUAAAAUAUUCUACUUUGAUUCAUCAUAUGACCGCUUAUCUGUUAGAGAUUAAUAUACAACAAAACCUGUAGUGAAGUAAAAGGAGAACCCUCAUUAAACUGGAAGGAGCAUAACUAUAAGAGCUUUGUAGGCUUGAAUAAUAGAAGUGGUUGGUGAAGAAAACACAUUUAGAAGAUUUUUCAAAUCUAAGGGUAUUUGGAAGGACAUGAAACUCAUUGCAUUUUAGUAAACUGGAAUUGUGACAGCAUUUAACCUCCAUUUUAAAAUGUUAAAUUCAAACAAGGUAUGAUGUUUUUCAUUUGUAAUACUGCACCUACUGUUGGUAAGGUCAUCAAACAGAAAAAAACCUCUUGGGGAUUGGAAGAAGCCACACUUACUUCCCUAUCUACAUCCACUGAUGAUUAGGAAUUAUUUAAUUGAAAAGCUAGAAAAUAUGAUGACAGGUUAAUUCUUGAAGGCACUGAACUCUUAAUUAUUUUGCCUAAAUUAUUGUUAUUACUGUUUACAGUAUAUUUUAGCAUUAUUAUUAAUCAUACAUUGAAGGUUUUGUCAAGUUACUGACAACAAAGCUAAUCAAAUACUUAUAAUAAUAAUUAUUGUGUUCGAUGUAGCACCUUUCAAGUUAGAAUUAAAGCAUUCCACGGGGUUGACAGUGAAGUGACUGCCUUUUUUUUUGUAGGUGUAUUUUGUUCAGUUAACCAAUAAGUGUCUCGUGGAUUACUGUUUACAUUUUUGACCAGAUUACCUUCAAAAGGACAAUAUUAUGAAAGUUCAGCGAUCUGCAAGAUUAUUUCUGGAACUUAAAUCUCUUAAAUUAUUCUUGUUUUCAUUAAAGAGGAAUAUGAUCCACUUUUUUAAAAUGAAAAGCAUCAGUUGUCAAUCUGACUCAGCCAGUUGCACUCUCAACUUGGUGUCAAAUGGUUGUACGUUCAAGCCCCAGGUUAGGUUUUAGUGCUUACAGUAUAGAAUGGACAAGUCCAUUGCUGGGGUCGUGUUCCAUUGUCAGAGAUACCAUCAUUUGGACGUAUAAACCAUUUAUUCAUGAAUGUGAAAGAUGGCCAAUAAAAC
This is a messenger RNA of Callorhinchus milii (elephant shark), 3995 nucleotides long. Its product is annotated as leucine-rich repeat-containing protein 27. Bases 1 to 1386 code for a protein of 461 amino acids. Gene Ontology annotation, molecular function: protein binding. The transcript has 11 exons. The record is from RefSeq and is a predicted model, not a curated record. Lineage: Eukaryota; Metazoa; Chordata; Chondrichthyes; Chimaeriformes; Callorhinchidae.